Linum trigynum is the source of this 9773-nucleotide messenger RNA. The record is from the annotation of a GenBank genome assembly. Lineage: Eukaryota; Viridiplantae; Streptophyta; Magnoliopsida; Malpighiales; Linaceae.
CUGUAGCAGAUUUGGAUCAAUUGAAUAUGUUUGUGAAUGCAACAGGGCUGGUAGAUUUAGGCUACCAUGGAUCACCAUUCACAUGGUCCAAUCGGCGGUCAGCUUCGGCGCACAUCAUGGAACGACUAGAUCGGUGUCUGGGAACUGAUUCUGUUCUUUCAUCUUGGCCGGAACUCAAGGUAAUUCACCUUACUGACUUGGGUUCUGAUCAUCGGAUGUUGUUGUUGCAGCUCACAUCUCAGAAUCAGCCCACCAAAACUCGUUUUCACUAUGACGGGCGAUGGGAUACAAAUCAAGAGGCGGUAGACAUUAUCAGGCAGGCUUGGGGUAAAGGCAUACAUGGUACCCUUCAAUUCCGAGUCUUCAACCAGCUUAAGUUCGUCCGGCAUGAUCUGGUGGAGUGGGCGCGCAUCGGUACAUCCAAUUCUGCACGCUCUAUCCGUGAAUACAAACAGGCUAUUGAAGCAGUCCGGGAGGCUGAAAUGGUGGACUGGGAUCACGUUAAGCAAUUGGAAUCUCAAUUGUCCGAGGCAUAUAGACAGGAGGAGCAGUUUUGGCAGCAGAAAUCUAGAGUUGGCUGGCUUCGAGGCGGGGAUUCGAACACCCGGCUGUUUCAUUUGGCCACCCUUCAACGGAGGAGGAAUAAUCGGAUAGAGGGCCUCCGAGAUGAAGCAGGCGUCCUUCAUCACUCUAUGGAUGAGAUGGCAGGUAUUUCAAUUCCGUAUUUCCAAAUACUCUUUACAUCUAACCAUCUUGAUCCUACGCCUUUUGUACAGAGUCUACGGCUGCCUAGAAAAGUAACCUUUGAUAUGAAUGCUUCCAUCACUGCCCCAGUUACUUUAGAUGAGAUUAAGCUUGCAGUGUUCAGCAUUGGACGGUUACAGGCACCGGGUUCUGAUGGAUUUUUUGCAGGGUUCUUCCAAGCACACUGGGACAUUAUUGGUAAGGACAUUAGUGCUGCCGUAUUAUCCUUCUUUGCGUCAGGGCGUCUUCUGCAGAGCUUCAAUCACACGUGCAUCACUCUUCUCCCCAAAGUCCCUAAUGCUGACACGAUGAGGCAACUUCGGCCGAUCAGUUUAUGUCAGGUCUUUUACAAGAUUAUUGCGAAGAUUCUUGCUGGUCGGCUUAGCCGUAUCAUGCCUGAUUUAGUAAGUCUGACUCAAAAUGGUUUUGUGCGUGGUCGUUGUAUCACUGACAAUAUUUUGAUUGGCCAAGAGGUCAUGCAUUUUUUAAAAACCAAAGUGCAGGGGCGGGAUAAGUGGAUGGCAUUGAAACUUGAUAUGGAGAAGGCUUACGACCGGGUCGAGUGGUCCUUCCUCCUUUCUAUUUUGCAGGAAUUGGGAUUCUGUCCAACUUGGAUCAAGUGGAUACGAACGUGUAUAUCCACGGUCAGCUUCUCGGUCAACAUAAAUGGUGGAACUCAUGGGUAUUUUAAACCGGAACGAGGUAUUCGACAAGGUGACCCUAUCUCCCCGCUGUUAUUUGCUUUAUAUACAGAGGCUUUCACGGCCAAAAUCAAUCAAGAGCUGUAUUCGAACAACCUACAUGGGCUACGGAUUCACCGGCGAGCACCUGUUACCUCCCACCUUAUGUUUGCUGAUGAUACUUACAUGUUUCUUCGUGCAUCUAUUCCUGAGUGUGCUCACCUUUUGCAUGUAUUUGAGGACUAUGGGCUCUUGAGUGGACAGCAGGUUAAUCUCCAGAAAUCCACCAUUUGUACAAGUGCAAAUGUGGGUGAACAGGAAAAAGAGAGUUUGGCGGCUUACCUAGGAGUAAAGGAAGCGGGUUUGCAGGACAAGUACCUAGGUUUACCUGUCCAGGUACAACGGUCUAAAACCAGGACCUUCCGGUUUUUGGAGGAGGGGUUGGUGGCCAGGAUUCGAUCAUGGAAGUCGAAAUCGAUGUCAUUGGCAGCAAAGGAAACUGUAAUCAAAUCAGUAGGGUCUGCCUCCACAAUUUAUGCCAUGUCUGCCUUCCGUAUCCCGGCGUCCUCCUGUCGAAGAAUGAAUAGUCUACUGUCACGAUUCUGGUGGGCAGAUCAAGAUAAAGAGAAGGGCAUGCAUUGGCUAGCAUGGCCGGAAGUGUGCCACAGUAAAUUUGAAGGUGGGUUAGGUUUUCGGGAUUUUGAUCGUUUUAACAUUGCUUUAUUGGCUAAACAGGCAUGGCGAUUACUUCAAAUGCCCGACUCUCCAAUUGCAUCCCUGUACAAGGCUAGGUAUCAUCCUUCUACAUCACUUCUCACAGCUGAAGCCGGAUCUCGUGCCUCUUGGGCAUGGCAAGGCAUACUUGAGGGGCGGGAUCUAUUGGCACGAGGGCUUCGUUGGCGCAUUGGAAAUGGUGCGGCCGUUCGCAUUCUUACAGAUAAGUGGCUGCCCUCCUCUCCUCCUUCAUCACCUUCUCUGCUUCCCAAUGUGUCCAUGCAAUACACGUAUGUUUCAGAAUUAAUCUGUCCCCAUUCCCAUUCUUGGAAAGUGGAUGUUUUGCAGGAGCUGUUUUCAGUGGAGUCAAUGGAGCUGAUUUUAUCUAUCCCUUUGCCUAAUCAGCUUAUCCCAGACAAAUUGGUGUGGCAUUAUUCUGUUUCAGGUGAAUACACAGUUAAAACAGGGUACCAACUCUUAUCCUCGGAGCUGAACUUGUCCCACCCACCUCGCGAUCUACCGUACGAUAAACGGUUUUGGAAGAUUCUUUGGCAGCUGCCGGUGCCGCCGAAACUGAGGGUAUUCUGCUGGAGGGUGACACGGGGAUUUCUACCAGUCCGUGCAGUGCUUCACUACAAGCGGCUGGCUGAAGAUGAUGGCUGUCCAAUCUGCUCCAAUGGUGUUGAAAGCAUUAUUCAUUUGUUCCUUCAUUGUCGUGUUGCAGUGGAGCUAUGGGAGCUUGCCGGCCUAGGCCUCCUUCGUGCAAGGUUAUCCUCUCUUUCUCAUGCGGAUUGCUGGAAAACUCUGUUCUUUGAAUGCCGUCUUUCUAAGACUGACAUCGCAAAUGUUGUUUUCCUAUGUUGGUGAGUUUGGAAAUCGAGGUGUUGGGCGAUUCACAAACAUAUUCAAUAUAGAGGACCAGCACUACUUCGACAAUUCCAAGCGCAAGUGGAGGAAUGGCGCGCUGCGACUUCUCCUCUUACACUGCACCAGGGACCGCGAGCUCACAGAGGACCAAUAUCUGCCUCGCGGUCUAGCCAGGAUGGUUUAUGCCCCGAAGGGGGAGUUCUAGUGCGUUUUGAUGGGGCUUGGCGGCAUGGGACAGGGGGCGGCAUUGGUUUUGCUGGUUUUGCAGGUAAUGGAAGUCUACUGUUUGCUGUAGGGAAAUACUAUGCAGGUAUUGAUGAUCCUUUUAUCAUGGAGUUACUGGCGUUACGUGAUGCAAUAAGCUGGUGUCUAAUGCAAGGCUUUCUCGUGGUUAAUUUCUGUGGGGACUGCCAAACGUUGAUUCGAGCCGUUCGUGAGAGGGUUAUCGCGCAUGGAAAGGGCGGCGCAAUCAUGGAGGAGAUUCGGGUGGCUGUGUGCUCUUUUUCGAUGUUUUCUUGUACUUUUACUCCCCGCAGGUACAACAGGGCUGCCCAUCUAGUGGCACAAAAGGCCCUUCAAUCGGCAGUUCGACAAUUUGUCGACUGGCGCGUUUGGUUGUGUGUUGUCCUCUGACGAUUUUAUUACUCUAUCUAUGCCAAAAAAAAAAAAAUUUGCAAUUGGAGAUUUCUACACUUGACUCAAAUAGAUAGAGCUUCAAAGUGAUGUCUUCGGCUGGUAGGCUCUAAAACGUUAGAGCAUCUCAAGUUGGAUUUCUUUUGUUAGAAGAUACUUGUUUCCCGUGAGAUUUCAUAAAUAUGCAAAAGCAACUACACACACGGAGCUUAAAUGAGCGCAACCAGGCGUCAAAAUAAAAACAAUAACAGCCCAUCAGAAACAAACUGAGAGCUUUCUCGCUACUCCGUGAGCAGCUACGUUCUAACUCCGAAGUAUAAAAUGAAUGCACCACUGACUUCAUCCCACUUUAACUUGUCGAGAACUUUGUUUAUUAGGUGCCCCUCCCCCAAUCAAAAUGGUUCUCAACCCCCAAUCUUGAUACCAUAUGAGAGCAUCCCUCAAAGCCAGAAGUUCUACCACAGAAGGAUUGUAUAUACCCGGAUAGCACAUUCAUCUGGCUGCAAGCAGGCACCAUUGAAUUGUAUCACAAAUUCGAAUGCCCCUUAAAUGACAUGUGACCUCAAAGCACCUGUAGGAACCUGAUUUUCCUCACUCUUAUAUCAUCCCCAAGGUCUACUGCUCCUAAAACGGUGAGUCAGUGACUACAUUUGACUCACUAAGACUCUCAGCAAGUAUUGGAAAGGCGGGGUUGCAAGAUUCACAUGACUUGGAAAUUUGAUAUUCAGGUAAUGUUCCUCCUUUCUUCCACUACGCACUUGUCAAAUCUUGUUGAUAGAGUAUGUAUCUGAUUGAAACAUCAGUCUUCUUCCAACAUGCAAAUCUCAAAGUUACUAGUAUGGAGAGUACUGGGUUCAUUUCGAUUGUAUUUUAUAAUUGUGGUUUUUCCUAAAGAGUCAGUCUUGUUGGGCUUUUACCAUUAUUCGAUUUUUUCUCGAACUGGAUCAAUUCUCUGGAGUGGUUUCCCGGUGUACGAACUAUUAAAGAAGUGUGCUUUUGUUUCUUUUAUGGGUUUGUAGUUUAUUCAGUUUUUUGGUAUUCAUAAUGGUUUUGUGUUUGUUCUAUAGUCGAGAGAAUUGAGUGAUUGAAAUAAAUGGAUGGCGACUUCAGAUGUAACCGGAUUCGGCAUCAAAACAUGUCCUAAGUGAAUAUGGAGAGAUUAAUUAUCUAAAAACUUAUUGCCUUAAUUGUUUUGUAUCUGGAGUAUACUAUAACUUUGACCAGUUAAAAUAAAGCUUUUAAAGGCUAAAAAGCUAGCCUCUAUGCAUUCAUAACAUUUGUUUACAAAUUUGGUUGAAGUAAUCGAAGUCAUUUAGAGGCAUGGAGUGGCGUUUAUCUACUUCGAGAGGGGAACAAAUAAACAUAGCCCAAAUGCUCAAUCGAUUGUUGUGACCAAUAAAGCUUUCUAUAAGCUUUGUGUCGAAGUAACCAAAGCAGGAUAUCAACCAACUGCAUUCACAAUAAAAGAAAUCGGGAGAUCGAUCAUGGCAGACAAGUUCUCUAAGGUUUACCAGAAGUCAUUCACUCACAUAAUUAAAAAGUAAAUGGGAUCAACAAAAGAAGAAGUAUAGAGAAUGGAAGAUCAUAAUGCGCAACGAUACUGAUAUCUCUUACAAUUUGGUGCAUGGAACUUUUGAUGCAUUCGAAGAAUGGUGAAAAAUGAAGAUCCAUAUAUUUUGCUAAUAUUUUGGGGUUUGUUAUUUGCUUUUUGGAUCAUCACUCUUAUAUUGGACAGUCUUGUUCUUUAUAGUGAAGGUCUUUGGAAACUCAUCUUGUUAUGAGAGUUACAAUGCUAUGAUACACCUCACAAACAAAUUUGUCUAUGAUCUGUUUUAUACUCUGCAUUCAUCGCUUAUUACUUAAUGAAUAUGAUCAUCUUGAGAGUUUAGCAUGUUAUCCUCUAUCUGCUAGCAAAUAUUUUGUGUUUAUUCUUAACUAAUUAUUACUUCUCGUCAAUAAUUAACACAAUUACACAAAACACAUUUCUAUAAACAGUAACUAACAAGCGACAAUGAUUGAUUACCAAGCUACAACUCAAUGGCAUGUUACAACAACUAACUCCCUGGAAACAUAAAGAUAUCCAUAAAAUAAAAUAUGGGGAUUCAUGCAUCCACUUUUCUCCAAUUUGAAUUUGCUAUCACGAGAGUGUUUCCUAGAUGGAAACCAUCGACAUUUCACCCCAUAUUAAGUCACAUUGUGCAGUGUUUCAAAAUCAAUCUCAAAACCAACAACAACAUCAUUUUAGCUUUCGAGACCAAAAACACUUUAUCUAUGUUUCUCCAUUCCUUGUCACAUUCUCGUGUCUCCAACUCUGAUGCGACAAUUAUCUUUCCCUUUCACCCUCCCAUCUUCACUAUGAUUGUGACUCUGCAUAAUUUGUUUCCUAAUCCAUUGGUUGAUCAAAAUCGCUCUUGAAUCUUCAGAGCAAUUUCACCCUUCAGCGUUGCAACUUCCCUUUGAUUCGCAUCAUCCCCUUCUCUACAAUCAGUCGCAUAUGUCACAUCAGGUAGCUCACUCAUGUCUGCCGCCUUGCAAGAAUUUAUCCCCCUCAAGGAAAUCCACCCCUUCAUAUCCUCUAUAAAAUCUGUUUUCUCAUGCAACAAUGGAGCAAAAAUCUGCAUGAUAAUUGGAAUCAGAAGAGGGAUCUAAAAUGAGUAAAUUGAAAGAAAUGUAGGAGUAAGCGGGAAGUGCAAAGUGACAACUAGGUCGAACUCUACAAUUUCAUUUGGAAGAAGAGCAGCAUCAGCUCCAAAUGCAACUUAAUUUUCAUCUUCCCCUUUCUCCGUCCACCCCUUAUUCCUUUCAAUUUAUACUAGAACUCAAUAUGUCGGCCAACAUUGGUGUGAUUGGAGUCAGAUUGAUAGUUGGUGUUGUGAUUGGAGACAGAUUGGAGGUGGAUUGAAGUCAAUCUUGCAAUAAGAGUUCUGAAGUUCGGUGAAAGGAGUUUUGAAUGACCAAUGGUAAGUGAAUUCUUUUGGGACAUCACAACAACUCCUCAUGCAUAAUCAAAUUGAGCUUUCUACUAUGAUUUUAGAGUUUAACAAGACUUUAGUUGGAUUGGCUGAACUCGAGGGAAUUGUUUUGGACUACUGCAUGUAGCUAUCUUAAUACAAAUUCAUUAUAUUGCAAUUUUAAUUUGCUUCACCUUCAAUAACUGAUUGUUUUGUCUCAAAAUUAUGAGUUUACGUUAUGGUUAUGAUCUUAACAGUUGAUAAGUGACUACCCAACUUAAUGAAGUGAGAUUUACAUGUGUUAGAGCUGUAGGGUGUUGAUUGAGAUGAGAUUUACGUGUUUAUAACUGUAGGGAUUUAAUGAAGUAAUUUACAUGGUGAUGAUUAUGAUUUUGCUCAUUAUCUUUGAACAUUUUUAAUUCAUUAUCUAAGGAGUUCACAGUUUAUGAUGUUUUCCUGUUGAUUGUUUAUGGGUGAGUUGCAAGAUUUUGGAAGGUGGUGAGAAGGGGCAACACACUAACCAAAAAUGUGUGGCACUCAUGAGACUAUAGGUGAGAGCAAGAUAGGUGGCCAAUAAGACAAUCUUCAUCUUAAUCUAGUGUCUGAUAUCGAUAGGAGACAAGACGUCACUAAUAAGUGAGCCAAAGUUUCUCAUUCCUCAUCAUGUAUGCUACACGAAACAACUUCUCCUUAUUAGUGCUACCACUUAUUUCUACAGACAUAGGCCACUUCGUUUGUUGUAUUAUUUUCCGAAACUUAUACUUUUUUUCUUUUAAUCAAUGACAAACUAUGACUCAAUAGAAGUGUUUGAUUAUAGAGUACGUGUAGUUUGUCUUAUGAUUAACGAAUUUGUUUUUAACUAUUACUUAAAAUGUAACAUGAAAAAUGACUCGUAAAACAAUCAUAUUGUAUAAGUCUUUCCAACCACUAUGUUGAUUAACUCUAUAUUUGCCAUAUUAAUUGUUAUGUAUAUUAACAGGUUUUGUGUUCAAGUACUACUCGCAACAUCUAAGCGAUACUACUAGUAAGAACAACUCACCUUAUGUACUCUUGGAGAUUGUUGGCAUAAAUGAUGCUUGGAUGUGCUUUGCUCUACACCUAGAGUGGAUGAAGAUCUAAAGUUCAAUUUAAGAUUUUAUAUUUUAACGGCAAGAAAAUUGUUUUUGAAUUAAGUGCACUAUGAGAUGUUUAACCCUUCCAUAGAGUGUUCAACUCAUGUGGCUCCUUGAUUAAUCCGCAAUUGUGAAAAUAGCUUAGUGAAAGAGACCUUCAAAGAACUAGAUAUGUUUUAUGUUUGUCGAAUGUUCAAUGUAUAACUUGAAUUUUAUUGUGUACGUUUGAUUUAGGACGAAAGAACGCCUUACACAACUCUCGUUUACUGUUGUAUCAUGUGUGCACCUUUGGAUUGUAUCAUCCGAAUUUAUUAUUGUUAUUGUGUUCGACACUAAAUGAUAAUGCAUAUUUAUCAAAUUUAAGCAACUUGCUACUUAAGUUGUUGAAGCAGCAUACUCCUAUUAAAUAGGGUGAUGAUCAUCUCAAUAAUCUAAAUGUUUUAUGUCCAAUAAAUGUUUGUAUUAUUGGGAGUAAUGAUAGCUUCUAUAGGAAACCUUUUUGUCUUUUCCAUUCCUUUUUCCUCUCAACAAAAACUAUUUUUUGCGCUAUCAAAGUUGGUCAUCAUAUAUAUAAUAAAAGAAUAGAAAAGGUUAAGUAACAAGUGAAAGUGGAAUAUGUGGAGUAAAAUGUAUGACUUUCUUGUUUUAAGUUUAAUGUCGAGUUUCAUUCCUUUUUUACUUCCUUUUGAUUAAUUCUUGUUAUCUUAAUUGACCUUCCAUUGUCUUUGUUUAGGCUGAGUUCAAUUAAGUUGUUGAAGCAACAUACUCUUAUUAAAUAAAGUUUUAGUUCAAUAGAUUGAGUCCAACAAGUGAAGGGUUCAAAGCCUUUAACUCGAGGUUAAGAAGAUGUUUCUUUUGUAAUUGUUCCAGAAAAAACGUCAAGUGUAGUAAGAACUUUGAUGUCUUCUUCUUUGUUUAAUUUUCUUUUUAAUGGUACAAAGACGUGGCCAAUAGUAUGGACAUGAGUUUAUAUGUGAAUGAAAUUAGUUGCUAACUAAACUAAUAGCCAUUAUACUAAUAAUAACUAUUUAAUCGACGAGUCUUUAAUAGACCUAUGAUGUGCUUUUGUACUCUUUGAUGCCAUUUUGGUAUCUUUUUAUGUUUUCAAGGUACAACACGACUUAGGACGAUUUGGAUCAAGCAUUGGACCAAAUGAGUUAUAAAAGAAGUAUAUGGAGAUUUUGUUAUAAAAGAUGAGGUCGAAUGACGGAGAAGUCUACUAGUAACCACAAGUAGAGCCCAAGAGAAGCCCAAAUCGGGCCAAUUCUGAAGCAAGAACCAGUGCGGUCCAACAUUAGGUCCAACCGUCACUCAUGAAAACCUGGAUAAAUCGCACCCAAAUCUGUAGGAGAGUUUGUUCAUGGACCAAGGUGGCAAGCCAAAGAAGAGAAGAGACGACGGUCCAAACAGAUGCCUAGCCGGCCCCAAGAGGCCCAAGCCCUAAAAACAUAUCUUUAGACCAGGACUUCAGGCCCAAGUCAAAGAAACCUUGUCCUACUAAGUUUACAAGAGUUUUGACCGAGUUAUACCCCUAUAAAUAGAGGGCUAGAGUCAUUAGUUUAAUAGGUUGCACAAAUUCACUAAAUUUUUGUAAACACUCUAUUCAAGUGAUAUCGUGGCAUUUGCAGGAGAGGGUGGAGAAGAUGCCUUCAUCAACUAUGGUGGCACCCUCCUUCUUUUCUAUGUUGCUAGUUCGAAAUUGAUUGUAUGAGAAUGUGAACUUGUUUAUCUUUGUAUGUAUUGAUGUUACGAUAUCAUUUGAUGCUUGUGUUUAUGCUUAUGAAUUUCGAUGCUUGUUAUGUAUACAUGGAUGCUUGAUUUUGAUGCCUAUGUGAUGAUCAUUAUUGUUUAUCUAGUAUAUAUGAAUGCUUUCUUAUCAUCGAUGCUUAUGACUCUAUAGCGUGCUACUAUAUGCAUUGUGCUUAGUAUUAUCUAGGUUGUCAAUAAAUUACCAUCUAAUGAUACCCCAUUGAUGUUACAUGAGUUUAGAGGGAAUGAUCAACCAUCUAUACCUUGAGUAGUAUCAAUGCUUGAUUGUUAGAUAAUUAUUGAUAUAAAACAUCAAUUAUGGC